Messenger RNA from Ixodes scapularis (black-legged tick), 1191 nucleotides. RefSeq names its product methyltransferase-like protein 7B. Lineage: Eukaryota; Metazoa; Arthropoda; Arachnida; Ixodida; Ixodidae. The coding region runs from base 222 to 1070 and encodes 282 amino acids. The transcript has 2 exons. Gene Ontology annotation, molecular function: S-adenosylmethionine-dependent methyltransferase activity. The record is from RefSeq and is a predicted model, not a curated record.
CGGGGUAAGAAAGCGAGCAUGCUGCUACCCCGCGAUGUUCAAUUAUCGAAUUACACAGUCAUCGUAACUACCGUAUAUCAGUCAAUGUAACCAGCAGCGCAUGCGUCGUGGCCAUGGGCACAGAUAAGUCGUUUUCUUGUUGAUAUAAAGAUACAUGCGAUCGAAAAUCGAGUUUUCUGCCGGCCGUCUUUCUGGAAACAGCAACAUUCCGUGGCAGAACCAUGGGCCUGCUCACGAACUUCGCAGCGAACUUGUUCCUGUACGCGUCUCUGGCCCUCGGUCUUCUGCUCCUGGUGCCGUUGAAACUCAGCCAGGAGUUACGCUCGGCGUAUUUUGCCCGCUUCUUUCUCCCCGUACUCAACCACCUGUGUCGAGACCGAUUCAACGACAUCCGUCGGCGAGCGGUCUCCCAGCUGAACGACCUCGUGUCCCAAGACGAUGCGCUCAAGGAAGAGGACGCCAUCAGUGUCUUGGAGAUCGGCGCUGGCUUCGGCGUCAACUUCGAGCACAUCACGCGGCCGGUCAGGUACUCCAACGUGGAACACCAGCAAGAGCUCGAGGAGUCCUUUCAGGUCAACCUCAGAAAGAAUUCCAACGUGAAACUGGAGCGCUGGAUUACUAGGUGCGGCGAGUGCAUGCCGGACGUUCCGGACGCUUCCGUGGACGCCGUCCUCCUAACCUACAUCCUUUGCUCAACGACGGACGUGGACAGGGUCCUCGCCGAGUGCAAGAGGGUGCUGGUAAAGGGAGGCAGACUCGUGUUUCUUGAGCACGUGGCACAACCGGAGGGGAGCUGGAGCUUUACCGUGCAGCGGUUGCUGGAUCCGCUCUGGUCGCAUGUCUUUUGUGGCUGCCACCUGACCAGAAGGACGGGGGACGUCUUGGCCAAGGCGGGCUUCGCUCAGCUGGAACUCGCCGAAGAAUACAUGGCCGCGCCUUUUGUGCUGAGUCCCCACGUGUACGGCUUUGCCGUCAUGGGGGAGUACAAACCGGAGCCGUGCCCGUCUCCGAAACGUUUCUUUGGGAUGUUGGCAGAAAAUGAACGACAAGCUCUCUUGAAAUUGGAAUGAUGAAGGUGCUCUGGCAAGUCAUGAUGUACUUCAGGCCAGCCGACGAACUCUUUUGUGGUGAAUUUGAUGGCGCCUUCACUGGAACUUCUGGAGGAUGCAAUAAAGCUUUUUUCCCCUUUCU